This is a messenger RNA of Juglans microcarpa x Juglans regia, 1815 nucleotides long. RefSeq names its product probable serine/threonine-protein kinase PBL3. The record is from RefSeq and is a predicted model, not a curated record. Lineage: Eukaryota; Viridiplantae; Streptophyta; Magnoliopsida; Fagales; Juglandaceae. Gene Ontology annotation, biological process: protein phosphorylation. The transcript is spliced from 6 exons. The coding region runs from base 389 to 1633 and encodes 414 amino acids. Gene Ontology annotation, molecular function: protein kinase activity; ATP binding.
AAUUCACGUCGCCAUUGUGGUGAACACGUCAUUGCUGAGAAUUGAACCAGUCUCCACGCGUCCAACACUAUAUACAAAGCCAAAUAGACUUGCUCCCUGCUCUGCGUUUUCUGCCGUGUUUCCUUCCUUCUUCCUCUGCCUAGAAAAACCCCUAUCGAAUUACAGCUCAUUUUUUUUUUUCUCAGUCAAUUCCGUGAAGUUAGUAGUAGGCCAAACUAAGUACACGUGAACACCCUAAGUUAUUUGCUUUCUGCUUUUUUCUUUAUUUUAUUUUUGCCUUCUGUUUUCUUCCGAGGAUUCAGAAUCCAUGAUGGCUCGCUGAUUUUUAGUUGCGAAGAGAGCGUAUAACGUCUUGUAAGAGAGUCUGUUUCUCUUUGGAUAGCAUACAAUGGGCAACUGCUUAGAUUCUUCAGCUAAAGUGGAUACAGCCAUUUCUGGAUCGGGAGUCUCAAAAAAUUACAGCAAAAACAGUCGUUCAUCAGCUCCUUCCAGCCUGACCAUUCCAUCUUUCAGUGAAAACAGCAAUGCUUCAAGUCUCCCUACUCCUAGGUCUGAAGGAGAAAUAUUAUCCUCUUCAAAUGUGAAACCCUUCUCGUUCAAUGAGCUAAAGAAUGCCACCAGAAAUUUCCGCCCCGAUAGUCUUCUUGGUGAGGGUGGAUUUGGUUAUGUUUUUAAAGGAUGGAUUGAUGAACACACGCUUUCAGCCGCAAAGCCUGGAUCUGGAAUGGUUGUUGCUGUCAAAAAGCUUAAAUGUGAGGGUUUCCAAGGCCACAAGGAGUGGUUGACUGAAGUUAAUUAUCUUGGCCUACUUCAUCAUCCAAAUUUGGUUAAGCUAAUUGGGUACUGCCUGGAGGGCGAGAAUCGGCUUUUGGUCUAUGAGUUCAUGCCUAAAGGGAGCUUAGAGAAUCAUCUGUUUAGAAGAGGGCCACAACCACUUUCUUGGGCAAUAAGGAUGAAGGUGGCAAUAGGUGCUGCUAAAGGGCUCUGUUUUCUUCAUGAGGCCAAGUCACAAGUCAUCUAUCGUGAUUUCAAGGCUUCGAAUAUCCUAUUAGAUGCGGAAUUCAAUGCCAAGGUUUCUGAUUUUGGUUUGGCUAAGGCUGGCCCAACUGGUGAUAGGACUCAUGUAUCUACUCAAGUCAUGGGUACUCAUGGCUAUGCUGCACCUGAAUAUGUUGCUACAGGUCGGCUGACAGCAAAAAGUGAUGUCUACAGCUUUGGGGUUGUGUUGUUGGAACUAUUGACAGGCCGACGUGCUGUUGACAAGACCAAAGUUGGUGUUGAGCAGAAUUUGGUAGACUGGGCAAAACCAUAUUUAGGUGACAAACGAAAAUUGUUCCGCAUUAUGGACACCAAGUUAGAAGGCCAGUACCCCCAGAAAGGAGCCUAUACGGCUGCCACCCUUGCCUUACAGUGCUUAAGCAUUGAUGCGAAAGUGAGGCCUCGAAUGGCUGAGGUAUUAGCUACACUGGAACAGCUUGAAGGCCCCAAAACUCCAGGUAGACUCUCCCACUCGGAGCAGCAGAGAGAUGCGCCCAUCCGAAAAUCCCCGAUGCGACAACAUUGUUCUCCUCGAAAUCUAACGCCUGGUGCGUCUCCAUUGCCAUCCCACCGGCAACUUCCUCGAGUACGCUAAACAAAUAAGAUUUUGUGUAAAUUUCUUAUUUUUCCAUAUUAUGUUGGCUUUAAAGGAUGUAGUAUGGCCAUAGAUCUUGGCAUGAUCUUGAAUUACACUCAAGUGAUAGUUACCACCUGUAUAUACUGAAUUCAUGUAGCUUUUUGGUUGUGUUAAUCGAUUGUUUUGUGUAUUCUGUUUAA